AUGGUGGCAUAUCUUGACAAGGCUGUGAGCCUGAUAGAGGAGGCUGCAGACCGUCAAGAUGUGACGGUCGAGGCCGCGGAACGAAUGGUGGAAAUGUUUCUUGAGGCACAUGUAGUGGGAAUUGAUGGUGAUAGUGGGCUUGUUCUGGGUGCGGGAAUUGCUAGCUGUGGUGGAGGUGGGAUAGGCAAGUCACGCUGGAGUAAGGCAUUGAUCAAGGCUUGGUUCUGUUCGGUCAGUCGGUUGAUGCUGUUGAAUGAAGAUCACCAUCUCAUAUCACCAUCUCAGCUGAACCCAGUUCAGCAAAACGCUAAAAACCCAGAGAACCCCAAGAAAAUUAAGCAAGACCCUAAAAACCCAGAGAAUUCAGAGAAAGUUCAGCAAAACCCUACACACCCAGAGAAAACACAGCUCCACCACAUUGUUUUCGGCAUCGCAGCUUCGGCAAAGCUAUGGAACCGCCGGAAAAACUAUAUCAAGCUAUGGUGGAGGCCGAAAGAGAUGCGAGGGUACGUAUGGUUAGAUAAGCCCGUAAAGGACUACGGUUGUGAUUACAAUAGCUCUCUCCCACCAUUGAAGAUAUCAAGUGAUACUUCCAAGUUCAAAUAUACGAACCCUAAGGGUGACCGAUCUGCUAUUCGUAUCUCACGUAUUGUGUCAGAAACUCUUAGACUGAGCUUGGAGGAUGCGAGGUGGUUUGUUAUGGGGGACGAUGACACGGUUUUCGUCCCCGACAACUUGGUUAGGGUUUUAAAAAAGUAUGAUCAUAACCAAUUUUAUUAUAUUGGCAGUUCAUCGGAGAGUCAUUUACAGAAUAUAAAUUUUUCGUAUAAUAUGGCUUAUGGUGGUGGAGGGUUUGCUAUUAGUUACCCAUUAGCAAAAGCUCUUGCGAGGAUGCAAGAUAGGUGUAUAGAGAGGUACCCAAAGUUGUAUGGUUCGGAUGAUCGGAUUCAGGCUUGUAUGGCUGAGCUCGGAGUCCCUCUCACCAAGGAGGUUGGAUUUCACCAGUUGGACCUGUAUGGAAACAUCUUUGGGCUUCUCACAGCCCACCCCAUUGCACCGCUAGUCUCACUGCACCAUCUCGAUGUGGUUGACCCCAUAUUCCCCAACGUGGACCAGGUCCGAGCCCUAAAACGACUCAAGCUACCCAUAAAGCUCGACUCUGCUGGGCUCAUGCAACAGUCCAUAUGCUAUGACAAGUCCAAAAAAUGGACCGUUUCGGUCUCAUGGGGCUACGCAGUCCAAAUAUUGCAACCCACAGUCGCAGCCCGUGCAAUGGAAAAGCCUGCAAGGACUUUUCUCAAUUGGUACAAAAAUGCUGAUCACACUGCAUUCACCUUCAACACUCGCCCAGUUAGUAGAAAUCAUUGUUGGAGGCCCUUUGUAUAUGUGUUGUCUAAUGCUCUAUACAAUCCUUCUACCAAUCAAACUGCGACCGAGUACAUUCGGUAUCGGGCCUCUGACCCGAAAAAAUGCAAGUCGAAUAUGGCUGACCCUUCAAGCAUUCACAGAGUCGAGGUUUACAAGAAGCCCGAUCCGUAUAUGUGGGACAAGGCUGCAAGAAGAAAUUGUUGUAGGAUCUUGCCAACAAAAAAGAAAAACACCAUUGUGAUAGAAGUAGGUGAUUUAAGAGAAGAUGAAAUCAUUGGAUUAUAG
This is a messenger RNA of Camellia sinensis, 1653 nucleotides long. RefSeq lists its product as uncharacterized. NCBI's taxonomy places the organism in Eukaryota, Viridiplantae, Streptophyta, Magnoliopsida, Ericales, Theaceae. The record is from RefSeq and is a predicted model, not a curated record.